UUAGAUCCAGGUCAGCGUCAGUCAUGGAUGAACUGCUGAAGAUUCUCAUUGUUCUCUCUGGUCUUAUUUCCUGGAGUCUUUGCUCCAUUUCUGCUUCAAUGUUGGAGACGAUUGUACGGCGUGGAGACAACAUCACCAUCUACUGCGACUGCAAAGUGUCAACUGGAAUAUAUGUAGCUUGGUUCAGGAACUGUUCCCAUGAAUACCAGCCGACUCUUGUUGUAGAUUGGAAGAAGAGCUAUCUUUAUGAAAGAGAAAUCAGAUUCCCUCGCUUUAAAUUUGUGAAGAAUGAGUCGUCCAACUCCUAUGACCUGAUGAUCAUCAAUAUCACGAAUUCUGAUGAGGGACUUUAUUACUGUGGAACUUUUGAAACAAAGGUGGAGAAAGACGAAAACAAAAAUAUUUUCUCUAAAGAAGCUUACGUCUAUGGCAACCUCACCACAAGGAUCACACUGUAUACAGAGACUCAUUUACCACAUCCAAAUAUUUCCACGACAGUGGAGGGAUGUGGUUUGUGCUGGAAGUUGCUCUUCUCUCUGUGUCCGGCCUUUUCUGCUCUCUCAGCUCUCGUCUCUGCAUUUCUGGUUUAUCGGCUAUGCCAAAAGUCAGCAAACACCCAAGCUGAGAAAAAGAGAGGAAACACUUUAAGGCAAACAGAGGAGACACAGGAUGAGAAUGUGUGUUAUGCUGCCUUGGAAAUUCAUCAGCCAUCACAGAGAAUUAAGAGGAAGAGGACGAACCCGAGUUCAGAUUUCAGCACAUACUCUGCUAUCAAGACAUUCCAGGAGGAGAUUCAUGUUUAACUUAGAGGUUGAAACAAAAUUUAAAGAUAAUUUCUAAUUGCUUUCUUUGAUUUAUGUUCUUUCUCUAACUCAGAAAUCAAACAAAAAUUAGUAGCUUUCACAAUCACAAAUAAGUAAUUUUCAGACAACUUUUGACUUGAUGGCUUUUAAAUCUUGAUCAGAAUGAAGCCCUCCUUACUCGUGCAUCGACUAUUCCAGACAUGGCUGCAUGUCUGAAAGCAAAUGUGCUCAUCUCACCUAGACAGCUUUGACAGAAACAUCAGGGAAAUUUUCAACAAAUUAUAUUCUUCUGAUGACUAUAUUUUUAUUUUAAUUUUCAGUAACAGUAAAAAUAUGUAUUUAUUUUUUUUUAUUUUAUUUUGGACAUUGAAAUACAUUUGUAGGCUCUUUCAAUGUCAUUUACUUAAACUUCAAUUUAAUUUCUAAUGACCUGAAACAUUUUAACCUCAGAUCUUCUGACCAUGUUCUUUUACAACCUGCUUUGUACUGUUCACUUGAAAAAAUUGCAAAUAAAAUAAAAAUAUUAGC
Molecule: messenger RNA, 1331 nt
Organism: Poecilia latipinna (sailfin molly)
Lineage: Eukaryota; Metazoa; Chordata; Actinopteri; Cyprinodontiformes; Poeciliidae
Exons: 5
Coding region: 24-803 (259 amino acids)
Source: RefSeq, a predicted model, not a curated record